AAGGAAGAGGGUGGUAUUGCGGACUACGGAGGGCAGGUUUGAGCACCAAAAGCGUGAAUAGCAGCUAUCGGGGUCGAAAUCGAACUUGCGGUUGUAGCACAUGUAGCCGCCGAAUGGCCGCGAGUGCCGAUCGCGAACUUGUAGAUGGUCUUUGCGGUGCACUGGAUGCAAAUGCGGGAAUGGCGCACAUCCAGAAUCUCGCCCCGGGCGGUUGAAGAUAAGAGCGCAACUUCCGCUCGAAGACACCAGUAUGACAGCUGGGCAUGGCAUGAAGGAUAGACUGUCGCAGCUUGCCCACGAAGCACAUGAGGAGAUUGAGGAGCUGAAGGAUGGCGACGAGAUUAUGAAGGAGCUUCGUUAUCCCGCGAAUCCACUUCACUAUUAUAAAAUGUCUCUGCAUCGCGCGUUCGUGUGCUUGGUCGGAUGGGGACGAGAUGAUGCAGCGGGUGCGAAUGAGCUUGAAAUUGCUGCCUUCAUCCCGAAGCGACGAUCUUGUCCGUGGUUGCAUGCAGCCAUGUCUUAGCUGUAGAUUGAUGGGAGAGGGGAAGAAAGUCCUGCGGUAGCUAGGAAGACCAUCCAUCACCCGCAAGUUCCUCAUUUUCCCUCCGUCAGAUCCUCCAUCCGCUUUUGUAGAUCCUUUGCCGUCCGUCGCAUAGCCAAAGCUUGGCGAGCGCUGGGGAUGAGUCGCGGAGACUGCCACAGGGCCGAGGGGUGG
Schizophyllum commune H4-8 is the source of this 715-nucleotide messenger RNA. RefSeq lists its product as uncharacterized. The transcript is spliced from 3 exons. Bases 251 to 523 code for a protein of 90 amino acids. The record is from RefSeq and is a predicted model, not a curated record. NCBI's taxonomy places the organism in Eukaryota, Fungi, Basidiomycota, Agaricomycetes, Agaricales, Schizophyllaceae.